This is a messenger RNA of Stylophora pistillata, 1538 nucleotides long. Its product is annotated as small ribosomal subunit protein mS37. Gene Ontology annotation, molecular function: RNA binding. Gene Ontology annotation, cellular component: mitochondrial ribosome. Gene Ontology annotation, biological process: mitochondrial translation. The record is from RefSeq and is a predicted model, not a curated record. NCBI's taxonomy places the organism in Eukaryota, Metazoa, Cnidaria, Anthozoa, Scleractinia, Pocilloporidae.
CAUGGCGGCCAAAGCACGCUUCGACCAAUAGCGACUUUGACAUCAAUUUUUUUACAAUCAUGGUAAAUCUUACAACAAUUGCUCAAGGUAGGAAACCUCUUCUUAUCUAUGGAGUCAAAAGAGGCAAGGUUCCGACGAAACUUCGUCCACAUAUGGUUCCCAAACCGCGAACUCUUGGAGAGGGAAGUUGUAUGAAUGAGAUGUUCAAGCUCAUGGCAUGCUGGAAUAGCAACGGAUUUAUCGACACCCACUGCCAAGAAGAAAUCAGUUUGUUUCUCGACUGUCUUUCUAGUCAGACAGGCACACAAAAAUCUUCCUCUGCCUGGACCAUAGAGGAAAUAAAUGCUACACUUAAGAGACACACUCCUCAUAUAAAGAAAAGGCAGAGUCAUGAGUUUGACACCUAUACUGGGGAAAAAACAGACUAGGGAUAGAACAGAGCUGACAAGGAGCCCUCAGAAGAGACUGCCACAGUAAUCUGUGGAUUUCCAUGUUCUGCAAUUGACCAGGCUCUUUAUAAAUUAAGAGUGAUUUUUGAUGAAGUCUUUUAAUUUAUAAGGUAAACAUCACAAGGAGAUGUGAACUGGCUGGAUAGCACAAAAAUGUGGGGGGACAAGUUACUUUUGGCAUGGCUUUUAUUACUGAUUAAGAGGUUGAGGUGACUCACAGAGUGAUGAGAUGGUUCAAGUCUUUACACCUUUGUCAAAAGAGCUGAUCAACUUUGUCUUUGGAUCAAUCAACUUUGUCUUUGGAUCAAUCAACUCUGUAUCAUGAUCAAUCACAGAAAAUGGAGAUGCAGUCAUACAGAAUCACACAGAGGCUCUAAUAUGUUUAACACUCUUUUGACAAUCCGUACUUUACAUGAAUUUGUACUGCUUGUAAGAUGUAAAUGUGAGAGAUACACAAUUCAACUUUAAAAGAACUUUUUGUGCAGAUUUAAAGAGGCCGAAGAAAUACAAAAUAUUGUGUAAUCUACCAGUUCAUAUGAUAUCUGUAAAAAUGUGCAGGUGAGUCAAAUUGGAGACAUUUUCUAACAGACAGACAGACAGUACAGUCAAACCUGUUUUAAGUGGUCACCCACAGGGAAUGGCAGGGUGACAGCUUACUACAGGUGGACCUCUUCAGGGGCGUAGCCAGGAUUUUUCAAAGAGGGGGUCACAGAGGCUACUCACAAGAUUGUCAUGUCGACCUACACGCCAUGCUUGUCAAACAGGAUCAAAAUGUCGAAGACAGAAUUUAUAUAUUGAGUUGCCAUAUUUAUGUCCAAAUUUCAAUAUAUAUAUUCAAAGAGCAAUAUUUACCUCCAAAAACUGUAAUAUAUAUGUUCAAAUGCUAUAAUUUAUUCUUCUGAGUUAUUUUCUCGAUUUAUAUAUUUCUUUCGUGUCGAUAUAAAUAUUUCACCCAGUAUUUCGACAAAUAUAUUUUUUAUGUUAAGUGCGUUAUGUAAUUCAACUUUGGAAUCUCUCUAUGCGUCAUCUAAGUACCUAAUGAAAUGUCCGCUAUCACGUGAGCGCGAAUAAAGAACAGCAUGGCUUUAA